This is a messenger RNA of Sphaeramia orbicularis (orbiculate cardinalfish), 9645 nucleotides long. It is a transcript of the gene myh14, whose product is annotated as myosin, heavy chain 14, non-muscle. Gene Ontology annotation, cellular component: myosin II complex; cytoplasm; myosin filament. Bases 273 to 6455 code for a protein of 2060 amino acids. Gene Ontology annotation, biological process: regulation of cell shape; mitotic cytokinesis; actomyosin structure organization. Gene Ontology annotation, molecular function: ATP binding; actin filament binding; microfilament motor activity. The transcript is spliced from 46 exons. The record is from RefSeq and is a predicted model, not a curated record. Lineage: Eukaryota; Metazoa; Chordata; Actinopteri; Kurtiformes; Apogonidae.
CCGAGAAGCGUUUUCUAGCGUCUGAUUGGACUGACAACAGGAAGUGCAGCUCCCGGCUUGAAGCCGUCGCUUUGCCCUCACUGCUUUCUGUCUACUUACGGAGAAGUGUGUGCGGCUCCACUGAGAGAGCGCUGCAAUGAUAAAAGCCGCAUAUGCGGUAGGCAACACACCUAUCAGACAGGAAAAUACCUAAGAAACAGCCCCAGCCCUGUUCACAGCGCACCACAGCCUUAUUCACGACCAGGAGAGGAACCUGAAGUGCCAGUAGUACCAUGUCCAGGCCAACAGGGGGCGGUGCCAAUGAUGUCACCCGCUUCCUCACGUCGGGGGUGGGGCCAGGUUCUCCCACCUCCAACUCGUCUGUAUUCUCUGCUGCCAGCCAGGCCGACUGGGCAGCCAAGAGGCUGGUGUGGGUGCCAUCAGAAAAGCAUGGCUUUGAGUCAGCCAGUAUUCGGGAAGAGCGCGGCGAUGAGGUGGAGGUGGAACUGACCGACAGCCAGCGGCGGCUGACUUUGUCCAGAGAGGAGGUGCAGCGGAUGAACCCUCCACGGUUCAGUAAAGUGGAGGACAUGGCUGACCUCACCUGCCUCAAUGAAGCUUCAGUGCUGCACAACCUUAGAGAAAGAUACUACUCUGGUUUGAUCUAUACAUAUUCUGGGUUGUUCUGUGUGGUGGUGAACCCUUAUAAGAACCUGCCCAUCUACACAGAGUCUAUCGUGGAGAUGUAUAGAGGCAAAAAACGGCAUGAGAUGCCCCCGCACAUCUACGCCAUAUCAGAGGCUGCCUAUCGGAGCAUGCUACAAGACAGAGAAGAUCAGUCAAUCCUUUGCACAGGUGAAUCCGGAGCUGGGAAAACAGAAAAUACCAAGAAAGUCAUCCAAUAUUUGGCUCACGUCGCCUCCUCACAUAAAGGUGGCACUCUGGGAAGGAACAAGGAGGCUUUACAGAUGGAUGGCACUAGGUCCUUAACAAGAGGCAGUACUAUGGUGAACAGGAGUGUGCAAUAUGGCGAGCUGGAAAGACAACUACUACAGGCCAACCCCAUACUGGAGGCCUUCGGCAACGCAAAGACUGUCAAGAAUGACAACUCCUCCAGAUUUGGGAAAUUCAUUCGCAUUAAUUUUGACGUGGCAGGGUACAUUGUUGGUGCCAAUAUUGAGACCUACCUCCUGGAAAAGUCCCGGGCCACCCGUCAGGCCAAAGAUGAAAGGACAUUCCACAUCUUUUAUCAGUUGCUUUGUGGUGCUUCAGAAGCAACAAGAGCUGACCUGCUCUUAGGAACUGCAGAUGAGUACCGCUUUCUCAGUGGAGGUUCAAUCCCUGUUCCUGGUCAAAGUGAUUCAGAAAACUUCACCCAGACCAUGGACUCCAUGGUCAUUAUGGGUUUCACCCCAGAAGAGUCUGUGUCCAUGUUGAAGGUGAUCUCUUCCGUGCUCCAGUUUGGGAACAUUUCUUUCACAAAGGAGAAAAAUCAGGACCAGGCCUCCAUGCCUGAUAACACAGCUGCUCAGAAACUGUGCCAUCUGUUGGGCAUCAACGUGCUGGAGUUUACUCGAGCCAUCCUAACCCCGAGGAUCAAAGUGGGACGAGAGUAUGUGCAGAAAGCUCAGACCAAGGAGCAGGCUGACUUUGCUGUUGAGGCUUUGGCAAAGGCCACAUAUGAGCGUCUGUUCAGAUGGCUGGUUCACAGAAUCAACAGAGCUCUGGACCGCAGACAGAGACAGGGAGCAUCCUUCAUAGGCAUCCUCGAUAUUGCUGGAUUUGAGAUUUUCCAGCUCAACUCAUUUGAGCAGCUGUGUAUCAACUACACCAAUGAGAAGCUGCAGCAGCUUUUCAACCACACCAUGUUCAUCCUGGAGCAGGAGGAGUAUCAGCGCGAGGGCAUCGAGUGGAACUUCAUUGACUUUGGCCUCGACUUACAGCCCUGCAUUGACCUCAUCGAAAGACCAGCUCAUCCACCUGGUGUUCUGGCCCUGCUGGAUGAAGAGUGUUGGUUCCCUCGGGCAACAGACCGCUCGUUUGUGGACAAGCUGUCUGGAGAGCAAGGCACCCAUCCAAAAUUCUUCAAAUCAAAGCAGCCACGUGGGGAGGCUGACUUCUCCAUCAUUCACUAUGCUGGAAAGGUGGACUAUAAAGCAGAUGAUUGGCUAGUGAAGAAUAUGGAUCCUCUGAAUGAUAAUGUAGCAUCUCUUCUCCAUCAGUCUUCUGAUCAUUUUGUCUCAGAGCUCUGGAAGGAAGAUAUUCAGACUCUUCCUCGUGUCUACUUCUUUGACUCCUAUGCCACAUUACAGGCUAAUGGCUCCGACAUUGACAGGAUUGUAGGUCUGGACCAGGUGUCAUCAGGAGAGAACAGCGGCCCCGUCACUUUUGGAGCGGCAGGACUGAAGACGAAAAAGGGGAUGUUUAGGACCGUUGGCCAGCUGUAUAAAGAGUCCCUCACCAAGCUGAUGGCCACACUGAGAAACACCAACCCCAACUUCCUCCGCUGCAUCAUCCCUAACCACGAGAAGAGGGCAGGUAAACUGUCACCCCACCUGGUUUUGGACCAGCUGAGGUGUAAUGGAGUUCUGGAGGGGAUCCGUAUCUGCAGACAAGGAUUUCCUAACCGAAUCCCAUUCCAGGAGUUCAGACAAAGAUAUGAGAUCCUCACCCCUAAUGCAAUUCCUCGCACAUUCAUGGAUGGAAAACAGGCAUCAGAGCUCAUGAUCAGUGCAUUGGAACUGGACAAGAACCUGUUCAGGGUGGGCCAGAGUAAAGUGUUCUUUAGAGCCGGAGUCCUGGCUCACCUUGAAGAGGAGAGAGACCUUAAGAUCACUGACACCAUUAUACGCUUCCAGAGCGCUGCCAGAGGCUACCUCGCACGCAAAGCUUAUUUGAAGAAGCAGCAGCAGCUGAGUGCACUGAGGGUGAUGCAGAGGAACUGUGCUGCAUACCUCAAACUCAGGAACUGGCAGUGGUGGCGACUGUUUACAAAGGUGAAGCCUCUGCUGCAGGUGACUCGGCAAGAUGAAGAGAUCCAGAUCAGGGAGGCAGAGCUUCAGAAGGCGAGGGAUAAACUGUCCAGAGCUGAGCAGGACUACAAUGAACUGGACCAGAAACACGCUCAGCUGUUGGAGGAGAAGGCAGUGCUAGCUGACCAGCUGCAGGCUGAGGCGGAGCUGUUUGCGGAGGCAGAGGAAAUGAGAGCGAGGCUGGCGAGUAGGAAACAGGAGCUGGAGGAAGUGCUGGGCGAGCUGGAGAGUCGAUUGGAGGAAGAGGAGGAGAGAGGUGUACAGCUGACCAAUGAGAAGAAGAAGAUGCAGCAGAAUAUACAGGACUUAGAAGAGCAGUUAGAGGAGGAGGAAAGUGCCAGACAACGCCUUCUGCUGGAGAAGGUUACCUUGGAGACCAAAGUGAAAAGUUUAGAGACCGAUCUGAUGAAUGCAGUGGAACAGAGAGACCGACUCAGCAAGGAGAAGAAACUGUUGGAGGAGCAUCUGAAUGAGGUGACUGAUCAGCUAACUGAAGAAGAGGAGAAAACCAAAAGUCUUAACAAACUGAAGAACAAACAGGAGGCUGUCAUCGCAGACCUAGAGGAGCGUCUGAAGCGGGAGGAGCAGGGUCGCUUAGAGCAGGAGAAGUGGAGGAGGAGGAUGGAGAGUGAGUCAGUGGAGGCCCAGGAGCAGCUGUCAGACCUGGGAAUGCUGUCUGCUGAGCUGAGAGGCAGUCUGGCUCAGAAGGAGAAAGAAAUCACCACCCUACAGGGCCGGUUGGAGGAAGAGGGAGCUCGUCGAGCAGAGGCUCAGAGGGCGCUGAGGGAGGCCAUGUCCCAGGUGUCUGAGCUGAAGGAGGAAGUGGAGAACGAACGAGGGAUGAGAGAAAGAGCGGAGAAACAAAGGAGAGACCUUGGGGAGGAGCUGGAGGCUUUGAGAACAGAGCUGGAGGACACACUGGACACCACCGCUGCCCAACAGGAACUCAGGUCUCGACGGGAAGCAGAGUUAAGUGAACUCCAGCGGUGUGUUGAAGAGGAGACCCGCCGCCAUGAGGCCCAGCUUUCAGAGAUGAGAGUGAAACACAGCGCUGCUAUCGACAGUCUCCAGGAACAGCUGGACAACAGCAAGAGAGCUCGUCAGUCGCUGGAGAAGGCCAAAGCGGUGCUGGAGGAAGAACGUCACAAUUUGACCUCUGAACUUAAGAGUCUCCAGGCGAGUCGCACAGAGAGCGAGAGAGGACGCAAGAGGGCUGAUAAUCAGCUGCAAGAGCUCAGCGCCCGCCUGAAUCAAGCAGACCGAGAGAGGGAGGAGAGAGAGGAGCGAAUUCACAAGCUGCAGUGUGAGAUUGAAUCUGUAUCCAGUAAUUUGUCCUCAUCUGACUCCAAAUCCCUCCGUCUCACUAAAGAAGUGAGCAGUUUGGAGAACCAACUGCAUGAUGCACAGGAAUUACUGCAAGAGGAGACUCGCCAGAAGUUAGCUCUGGGUUCAAGGGUGCGAGCGCUGGAGGAGGAGAGGAAUGGACUGAUGGAGAGACUAGAGGAAGAGGAAGAACGAGCCAAAGAACUGACCCGGCAGAUCCAGACUCACACCCAGCAGCUGGCAGAGCUUCGUAAGCAGUCGGAGGAGGUGAACACAGCAGUGGAAGCUGGAGAGGAGAUACGCAGGAAACUUCAGAGAGAGCUUGACAGCGCCACCCAGAGGGAACGGCAGAAAGAGGAGGAAAAGGAGAGAGUUGAGAGGCAGAGGGAGCGACUGAGGGAGGAGAUCGAGGACAUGACGCUGGCUGUGCAGAGAGAGAGGCAGAACUGCACUGCUCUGGAGAAGAGGCAGAAAAAGUUUGACCAGUGUCUGGCGGAGGAGAAGGCGGUGAGCGCUCGACUGGCUGAGGAAAGAGACAGAGCAGAAGCAGACAGUCGGGAAAAGGAGACAAAAUAUCUAGCACUUUCACGAGCUCUGCAGGAAGUGCAGGACCAGAAGGAGGAGCUAGAGAGGUCCAAUAAGCAGCUCCGUCUGGAAAUGGAGCAGCUUGUUAACCAGCAGGAUGACGUUGGUAAAAAUGUUCAUGAGCUGGAGCGGACGCGCAGGGCUUUGGAAACAGAAGCACAGAACCUGCGAGUCCAGACACAGGAGCUGGAGGAGGAGCUAUCGGAGGCGGAGAACUCGAGGUUGAGGCUGGAGGUCACUUUGCAGGCACUGAAGGCUCAGUUUGAGAGAGAGAUCAGUGCCAGUGAGGAGAAGGGAGAAGAGAAGAGGAGGGCGCUCAGCAAACAGGUGAGGGAGUUGGAGAUUCAGCUGGAGGAGGAGAGGAGUCAGCGCUCUCAGUCCGUGUCGUCCAAAAAGCAGCUGGAAGCAGAGCUGCAGGAAGCCGAGGCCCAGCUGGAGACGGCCAGUCGGGGCAAAGAGGAGGCUGUCAAGCAGCUUCGAAGGCUGCAGGGUCAAAUGAAGGAAAUUAUUCGUGAGCUAGACGAGACCAAGUUGGGUCGAGAUGAUGUGAUCUCUCAGAUGAAAGACAGUGACAAGAAAAUUCAAACACUGGAGGCAGAAGUCCUGCAGCUGACGGAGGAGCUAUCUGUGUCUGAGAGGCAGAGGCGGCAGGCUCAACAGGAGAGAGAUGAGAUUGCUGAUGAAAUGGUCAACAGCAGUACUGGAAAGACCGCUUUGUGUGAAGAGAAGCGCAGGUUAGAGGCUCGGGUGAGUCAGCUGGAAGAGGAGCUGGAGGAAGAGCAAAGUAACUCUGAACUGGUGGCAGAGAGACAAAGGAAGAUGGCUUUGCAGGUGGAGACCCUGACGGUGCAGCUGCAGGGGGAGAGGACUCUGGCUCAGAAGGCGGAGGCAUCUCGGGAGCAGCUGGAGAGGCAGAACAAGGAGCUGAAGACCCGGCUGGGGGAGAUGGAGGGAGCAGUGAGGGGCAAACACAGACUCAGCGUCGCUGCCCUGGAGGCCAAGAUAGAGUCGAUGGAGGAGCAGCUGGAACAGGAGCGACAGGAACGAGCCAUUGCCAACAAACUGGUGCGGAAGACAGAGAAGAAACUGAAGGAAGUGAUGAUACAGGCAGAAGACGAGAGGAGACACGCAGACCAGUACAGAGAGCAGCUGGAUAAGUCCAUGGUGCGACUGAAGCAGCUGAAGCGACAGCUGGAGGAGGUAGAGGAGGAGAACUCCCGCUCCAACGCCCAGAAGAGGAAGCUGCAGAGGGAGCUGGAGGAGCUCAGCGACAGCAGUCAGAGUAUGUCACGGGAGAUCACCGCCCUGCGCAGCCAGCUCAGCAUCCCUGAAUGGAGAGCAGAUAAGCGUGCUCCGUUGCCCCUGGCGAUGCGUGGACGCAGAGCUUUAGUGGAUGACCUGUCGUUGGAGAACUCUGACUCAGAGGAGCCUCCUGCCUCACCGACCCCUUCAUCUGGACUCCCAGGGACCCCGACUCCUUCGUCAGAACACAGCCUGGACCCACCACCACCCUACAGCAUCAACAACACGGAGUGACGCACACAUGGACUCAGUCACACAUAAAACACACAUAAACAUAAACAGGCAUGCAUUAGCCUCUCACAGCCUCGAAUACUCAGGGGUGAAGGAGUUACAUGCACACAGUACUUUAUAAUUCAAGUAGAUUCCUACAUCAGACGCUAUAAUAUAAAAGAACCUCACUGUUAAAAUAAUGCUCUUUAAGAUUUUGCCUGUUUUUUCUUAACAAAAACAGAAAACAUGUAAAGAAUAGAUUUUACAAAGAGCCAACCGGAACUAAUUUUUAUUUUGUAACAAACUGUGACAUAAGAAGUGACAGAACAAUGACAUUUCUACAUGACAUCCCUAAAAAACAUUUCUGAGGAGGCUAAACUACAUUUCCCAUACAUCUAAGAGAAAGCUCAUUAUCAUCAAAGUCAUUUAUCUUAUUUCAUGACAGUGUACAGCUUAGACGGCAGUCAUGUGUUUUACAGUAGGAGGUAUUCUAAAACUAAGCCAUGUUUGACCCUUGAGUAACACAGGUACAAUCUGAUUUAACAAAGGGCUGUUGGAGAAGAAAUACUUCUGACAAUCUGAGAAGUUGAACACACGCACAUACAUUAAGGGUAGGAAUAUUCUCCACAUACAUGACUUUUUGGAUAUUUUAAUUGUCGAUUAUCUGCUGUCACAGUGGUACUAAAAUUUAAAUUACUUGGCAAACAAAAAGGAACAUCACUUAAUAUAUGAACAUGGUAAAGUAAUAUUUUAUGGGUGAAAUGACAGUAAGCAUUAUUUAAUUUUCAGAUAAUUUGUCACAGUUUUAGUGACACAAUUAAUGUUAAAAAGCAGCCUGAAUUAUGGCUGUAUGAAAUGCUAAAUCUUUUUUCUAUAGAUUAGAAACAGUACAUUGUUAGAUAAAGCAGUAGGUGGUAUUAGAUAGUUUCUUUAAUUAAAACCUUAAUAUGUUGCUUCAGAAAUUUUAAUUUGUAUAAUUUAUAUCAAAUAUGGAGUUAAGUUAUCAAUCGCUGGUUGUUUUCUCUCAUUGGGAAGCGUGAAGUCUGACUAUUUCUGUCACUGGUGUUGGUCUGAUCUGGAUUACGCUCAUGCUUCCAUAUUUGUGUUUGUGAAGUCUGAUCUGAGGGUGAAUUUAACACAAAGGAUAUUGCUGAUUCAGAGAGGAAAUGUCUGGUUUGUCUAAAAUGGCAACAACUUUAACUUAAGAACAAUAAAAUGUAAGGAGAACUAGUAGGUUUUAUCCAAAGCAGGCAGAAUUGUGACAACAUAUCUCUUCUUUUCCCUUUUAUAUACCGAAAAACAUGUCACUUUUUAUGUUGACAAGCAUCUUGUACAUUGUAAUUUUGAUUUUUACUGAUUAACUGUGUAAAUUAUUCGUCAAAACAGAGCUUUUUUGUUUAACCAAAUGGUGGGCGUAUGGAUGAGAAAAAGGGACUUAAAUUUGUAGUAAAUGUAGAGUAGUUUUAGACUAGAGUAGAUGCCAGGAGUAGAGGCUGGUUGGAUGCUCUGUUGUCAUCGAGUGCAACUCCACUCGUGAUUCCACAGUAGAAGAAUCUCAGUCUCUGCUCGCAGUUCCUCUGUAGAAGAUUGUAGAAUAAAUGAGCAUGAGACUUAAAGCAUUUUCAGAUACUAGUAGUAUUAGAUUAAAAAAUGGCAAUGGAGGCACUGAAAAAUGAAUUUUGUAUGAAGCAAAUGGCAAGUAGAACAAAAGUAGAUUUUUUUUUUUACUCUAGCAAUCAAAUCUCAAAAUGACAUGCGUGUGGUGUGAACCAAACACAGUACGAUGACCCUGCUAUGAUUACGAAACCUGGGUUUUAAUCUGAUUUUCCUUGUUGUGUUGUACUUAUCAUAUCAGAGGAAGUGUUUUGUAUUUAAUCUUUGUUUUCUUCAUCCUGUCCUGGAUGCCUGACAGCACUCAGGGUGUUCAGGAGGUUAAUGUGAAGACUAUUGUGACAAGAGGACAUGCUAAUUAUAUUACAAAGAAUGUCACUUUUUAAAGGGUCAUUCCGCCAAUUUUGUGCUGCACUUUCAUUAUGAUAAAUGUCCGGCUUUUAGUCUUUAAUUCAUAUGAAGCUCGAACACAAUAGCAUCAUUAGAGGUCCUUCCUGCCUGGUCAUAAUCAUUCAGACAGUGUGUGAUGAUGUUUGGAUGAUGUGAUGAUGGCUCACUCUUUGAGACUUCCUCAUGUUGGGUCGUGUCCACAUGAAAAGUAAACAGAGCUUCAUGUGUAAAACUGGUGAAGUGCCCUUUUAAGCUUUUAUUGGAAACACAGAAUUAUUAACAUUGUGAAGCUAAAAUCAUAUAUUUCUGAAAUUUUUCUGAAUGUUUUUUCCCCUGAUUUGACACCAUACUACUGAGAGCACAGACUCAGUAGUUUUAGGUUUUCAUUACUGCUACCUCUCCUGAUAACUACUUUAAGAAAAGCAGUAAUGUAAAGCUGAUUCUGCACUGACUAAACAAGAAUAAUUAACAUGCACACUACUUGAUGUAUUUUUAAGCAUGCCGAACCCUUUAUUUUUUGUUUGUUAAACCAGGUUCAUUGUGAUUCGCAGUUUGUGGCAGAUAUAUGAUAGUUGGGUCAAAGAAGUGUUUAACUACUGACGACAUAUAUUUAAUGCCCUAUUUGAAGGGUUUUAUUUUUAUUUCUGUAUGUAUGAUUUUUUUAUUUUAGCAAUAUGCAAAAGGAUUAAGUUUGGAGCUGUGUUUUUUAAGACAUUGUGUAAAUGCUGCACUUUACACACACACUACCAGUGGAGAUAAACACAGUCAAACACUGUUGGUACAUUAUGUCUGCUUCGUCAGGUUAGACUGUAUCUCCAAAGAGAUACCGAGCACUAAGCCAAAUGAGCUGACAAUACGUGUCAUUAUGAUACAUCUGUCACUUUUCAACUAUUCACCUAAAUGUUGUAAUCUCAAACUGUCAUAUCAGCGUCUAAAUGUGGUGCCGUUGGCACCUUGAUAGACCAAAACGUAAUGACACAUGGAUUGAACUACUGAUCGAGAACAGAACUGCUCUGUUCACCUGUAGCGAAAGACGAGGCCGGUACUUCUCAAAGGUGUUAUUUUUUUCUCUGCGUUUGUUUAUGGCUAAUGUGGAACUUGAAACAUUUUGGAAAAAUGUGUUUUAUUGUUUUAGCUUUUUAUUUUGUUAAUGAUGCUGUAAUUAUAAAACAUCUGACUGGGGUUAACUUUAAUAUAUGUCGUUGGUUUUGAA